GGCGCCAGGCUUGGGCAGUGCGCUCAGAGCCGCCCGGCGCAUCACAGGGACUCUUGCUUACCCCCUUCGCCCUUCUCUUGCUGGAUGGAACAGGAAGAUAAUCAGGGUGUGUGUGAACACCAGACUUCUGAAGACAGAGGCAUGGGUUCUGACUUUGAGAACUCUGAGGACCAGGACCGAGAAGGGGACCCAGAAGAAAGAGGAGUGGGCUCUGAUCCACAGGACACAGAAGAAAGAGGCCACCUGGAACAGGAGGUGGACUCCAACCCACCAGAGGGGCUGCUGAGUGAGGAAGAAGAGGCUAUCUUCCGUGAGGAAGAGGACGACCAGCCUGGUGUGGCUGACAUGGCGCUGUUCCCAGGACUCUCAGAAUCUGACGGCAUAUCCCGGAGUCCCGGAGGAGAGGACGAGGAGGAGGAAGACGAAGAGGAGGAAAGCGCUGGGGAGAACCACUUGAUAGCCGAGGAAGAGCCAUUGCCUACUCCAGUGCUUCCCUGGAGGCGUCACCUCUCCCUGGGCGGUCGACACCGGGGUGACAAGCCUGCUCGUCGCCGCUUCCACCGGCUCCAUCACCCCAUGGCCGUGGACCUCGGGGAACUCGACAGCCUGAUGGCCAGCAUCAUGGACGCGCCCACCAUCUGCCCGGACUGCGGGGAGAGCUUUAGCCCCGGCGCCGCAUUCCUGCAGCACCAGCGCAUUCACCGCCUGGCGGAGGCCGCGGCCGUGGCCAGCCUGGAGCCCUUCGGUUUGGCGGGAGAGUGCGGAGGGGUGGUGGGGAUGAUGGGCGUGGGCAUGGGCGUGGCCGGCGGCUUCGGGGCGGGGCCCACGCUGGCCCGGCCCCCUCGCGAGAAGCCCUUCCGCUGCGGGGAGUGCGGCAAAGGCUUCAGCCGCAACACCUACCUAACCAACCAUCUGCGGCUGCACACGGGCGAGCGGCCCAACUUGUGCGCCAACUGCGGCAAGAGCUUCAGCUGGCGCGCCGACCUGCUCAAGCACCGGCGCCUGCACACGGGCGAGAAGCCCUACCCGUGCCCGGAGUGCGGCGAAGCCUUCAGCCUCAGCUCGCACUUGCUCAGCCACCGGCGCGCGCACGCGGCGGCGGGCGGCGCGGGCUCGGCGGACUCGGCGGCGGCGCUGCGGCCCUUCGCGUGUGGAGAGUGCGGCAAGGGUUUCGUGCGCCGCUCGCAUCUGGCCAACCACCAGCGCAUCCACACCGGCGAGAAGCCGCACGGCUGCGGCGAGUGCGGCAAGCGUUUCAGCUGGCGCUCGGACCUGGUGAAGCACCAGCGCGUGCACACGGGCGAGAAGCCCUACAUGUGCUCCGAGUGCGGCGAGACCUUCAGCGUGAGCUCGCACCUCUUCACGCACAAGCGCACGCACUCGGGCGAGCGGCCCUACGUGUGCCGCGAGUGCGGCAAGGGCUUCGGCCGCAACUCGCACCUCGUCAACCACUUGCGCGUGCACACCGGCGAGAAGCCCUUCGGCUGCGGCCAGUGCGAGAAGCGCUUUAGCGACUUCUCCACGCUUACGCAGCAUCAGCGCACGCACACCGGCGAGAAGCCCUACACAUGCUUCGAGUGCGGCAAGAGCUUCAUCCAGAGCUCCCACCUCAUCCGCCACCGGCGCAUCCACACCGGCAACAAGCCUCACAAGUGCGCGGGCUGCGGCAAGGGCUUCCGCUACAAGACGCACCUUGCGCAGCACCAGAAGUUGCACUUGUGCUAGGGAGGGCAUCCGAUCUGGCUACUGAUCUGUGGAUGUUGGGGGAAGGGGCUGGAGCGACAGCCUGAGAGUGUCUGAGGGAGCCUUUUGGUGUUUGGCACCCCACCCCCCAAGGGGACCUACCUCCACCAUCGAAGUAACUCUUAGAAGAUGUGCUUGACUUGGUAGCUUAGUUAAAUACACCCUGCAAAGAGUGUAGACUUUGGGUGAGCACACGUUUUGAGGAACCCGAGGAAAGGCGUUUGGGGCUGCGUAGAGAGGGUUGAGAGGGUUAGGCUGACGCGUUUGAGAGAACCGGGAUAGGUGAUUUGUUUGGAGUUACAGGGGUACAACAAAACGCGGGUAGAAAUAAGGCUGUCACGCUCCCGGGGUGUGGUAAGCCUGUGUUUGCCCUGACACCUCUCAUAUCAGCUAUAGUACAACCCUUCUCAUUCCUAUAGAAGAGGUUGUUUAGUAUCCACUUCUCUUUCUAUGAGCCCCAGCUGCUGUUUUGAGACAUCCAGGGGAAAUCGAGCAGAAAAACUGCACAGUUACUUCAAAGGGCAAUCUUUGAUUUAGAAAUUCACAUAAAUUGGUUCUCAGAUCUCUUAGGAAAUCCUGCACCUGUUUCUUCGCUAAUUCUUGAAACUACUCAAGCUUCAUGUAGGAUCAGGGGUGCCUAGGAAUGGCCUAUGUAAAUCUCAGUUCAACUUGGAGAGUAGGUUUCAGGAGAAAGGUAGACUGUCAACAGUCGCCUCAGAAACCUGUUCACAAAAGUCAACCAGCUAGCCCAGUUUUGCUGGCAUUGUGUAGAACAGGGAAGCUGAGUUCGUUGGAUGGGUUGCCUUCAUUUGCAUGUGUGUGCCUGACCCCAGGAACCCCAACUUAUACACAAAUUAAUGAGGGAUUUGAUCCAAACAGGAGUUUCCGUCCUGCCCGCCCCCCCUCACCCCCUUUGAUAAGAGACACGGAUGUACACGUGGAGGGCGCAGUCAGGGAGAGGUGGAAACAGAAAAUUGCCAAAUAGCACAAACAGUGAAUGUUUUCUAAUUCUACAAGAUGCCAAAAUAGCACUUUUGUAUUGAACAGAGUGCUUUAUGCUUUUUAAUGACUGUUAGUGUUUCUCACAUGCCUGUGAGAUAAAUCAGUAUUGAAAACUGUGAUUUGGGAAAAGUCUGGGGAAGGAGCAUGGCAAGCCUUUCAAAGAAAGGCCGAGGACCAUGAAUGGCCGAGCCUGACCUUUUGUGUUCUCAAGCUCAGUUGCUAGGAUGACUUACGUGCUCUGAUUUAUAUAAUAAAGCAAGAAGACUGAACAUUCUUA
Messenger RNA from Arvicanthis niloticus (Nile rat), 3022 nucleotides. It is a transcript of the gene Znf697, whose product is annotated as zinc finger protein 697. The record is from RefSeq and is a predicted model, not a curated record. NCBI's taxonomy places the organism in Eukaryota, Metazoa, Chordata, Mammalia, Rodentia, Muridae. Gene Ontology annotation, biological process: regulation of gene expression. Gene Ontology annotation, cellular component: nucleus.